This is a messenger RNA of Naegleria fowleri, 663 nucleotides long. RefSeq lists its product as uncharacterized. NCBI's taxonomy places the organism in Eukaryota, Heterolobosea, Eutetramitea, Acrasida, Naegleriidae. The record is from RefSeq and is a predicted model, not a curated record. The transcript has a single exon. Gene Ontology annotation, molecular function: RNA nuclease activity. The coding region runs from base 1 to 663 and encodes 220 amino acids.
AUGAAUACAUCAUCACCUCCAAACACCAUGAAAAUUUGUCUCUUCUCCAAUUCCGAUCCUUCCACCCCACGUUAUUCCUCUCCUGCCAUUCCUAUUGUCAAACAAGUUCAGUCUCAUGUUUCCAAUGCUCAUGUUCGUUCUUCUAAUUGUUGCAAUGGCGACGACGACUCUUCGCAACUUCCAUCUUCGAUCCCUUCAAUGAACUUGUCUCAAAUGAAAGAAACUCGAAAUGAAAUGUGUCGCAAUAAUACUGAGAAACAAGUCCAUGAAAAGACUUCCUAUUUUCCUUCCCAGUCACGUCCUCCAUCACUCCAAGAUGAAACUAGAACAACACUACCACAACAAGGCUUGGCCAGUGUCCUCUCUCGUGAUCAUAAGAGAAAAACAGCAGCCAUAUACAUUGAUCUUGAUAAUUUCCCAAUUCGCACAGAUGCUCAUGCUGACUAUUCAAGUGUUCUUGAAGAAAUUGAAACUAAGUAUCAGUUCAAAAUCAUAUCAAAGAAAAUAUUUGGCGAUUUGAUACAAUUCUCAAAACUUCCUUCUGAAUUGCAAUAUUCUCAUCAACUCAUUAAUUGCCCUAAAGUGAAUUCUAGGAAAAACACGACAGACAUUGCCCUUGCUAUUGACAUUAUUCGAGACUUGGAAAGAAAAAAAGCCGUAUGA